Molecule: messenger RNA, 2716 nt
Organism: Monodelphis domestica (gray short-tailed opossum)
Lineage: Eukaryota; Metazoa; Chordata; Mammalia; Didelphimorphia; Didelphidae
Source: RefSeq, a predicted model, not a curated record
GGGGAGGGGCGGGUCCCCCACCCCAGGGGAAGUGAGUGGCCGCGGCUGGGAUUACGUGCAGUGGUGGCGGCUGCAGUGGCUCUGAGUCUUCUGGACGCCGACUGGAAGCGACAGACAACGAGCUUGGCCUUGGCCUUUGCCUCGCAUACGUCCCGGACAUGGACCCCGCCAGCCAAGAUAUCAACCUGAAUUCUCCUAACAAAGGUCUGCUAUCAGAUUCAAUGACAGAUGUACCUGUGGAUACAGGAUCUGCUAGGACCACCAUUCCUGAGGGUCUGACAGAGGCAGAGGAAGAAGAGCUCAGAUCUGAACUCACUAAGGUAGAAGAAGAGAUUGUGACAUUAAGGCAGGUUCUGGCCGCCAAAGAGAGACACUGUGGUGAGCUGAAGAGGAAGCUGGGCCUAACUCCCUUGGAUGGACUAAAGCAGAAUCUUACAAAGAGUUGGCAUGAUGUGCAGGUCUCCAAUGCCUAUGUGAAAACAUCUGAGAAACUUGGAGAGUGGAAUGAGAAAGUGACACAGUCUGACCUAUAUCUUUCAGCAAGCAGCACAUUGGAGGACUGGAAUGAGAAAUUAACCAAUUCAGAAGCUUACAAGAAGACUCAGGAAACUCUCUCCCAGGCAGGACAGAAGACUUCAGCUGCCCUGUCUAAUGUGGGUUCUGCUAUCAGCAGAAAGUUUGGAGAUAUGAGGGCUCAUCCCUUCUCACAUUCCUUUAGCAGCUACUCCAUUCGUCAUUCAAUAAGUAUGCCAGCUAUGAGGAACUCUGCAACUUUCAAGUCUUUUGAAGAUCGAGUUGGGACCAUAAAGUCCAAAGUCGUCGGUGGCAGAGAGAAUGACAGUGACAACCUUCCUUCACCAACAGGAAGCAGUGAUAAACCCCUGCAGGAUCAUGCUCCUUUUUAAACAGCUUUGGAGCUUUCCUCUGCUACUGAAUGAGUUCAAGAAUCCUCUCAACUCAUCAUGAGCAACUCUGCAGAAAAAAAAAAAAACCCAAUAUAAUGAUAAUUCAAACCAGGAAAUGGACAGAGUCCAGUUUUGAGAAUUCAUAUCCAUACAUAUAUAGACACUUGCUGCUGGAUUUGAGUAAAAUAGAGAACAAAAAAAGUUUUAUACACAGAUAUUUUACACUAAAGUUUAUAGAUGAAAUGUAUCACUGUGCUAUUCUUUCUGGGAGGUACAUGUAAAUGGGCAUGAUUUCCUCAUUGAGUAUAGAAAGGGUUUUUUGAAUCAAAGGUGUGAACUCCCAUUUGGAAAACACUACAUAGCUUAGCUGAAUGCCCAAAAAGAUUUCUUUUUGAGAAUGGAAAGAAGUAUAAUUAUGGAACAAACUCUUUGAAAAUUUUGCUUCUUUUCUCUCUUCCCUCAAAUUCUGAAAGCUCCUAUAAGUAACCUAAAAGAUUCUAACUAGCUUAGUUAUUUUUUUCCCCAAAAAAUGGUUGUUGGGAUAUAAAACUGUCCAUUUUCCUGAGCCCCCCAGAAAGGAGAUUCUAAUUAGCAGCUGCCUGGUUGUUGCACAAAUGCUCAAGCUUUAACAAAACAAAAAUCUUUAUUUUUUAAAUGCAGUGGACUUUUCAAAAAUCAAAACAAAGUAAAGCAGCUUUAGCCUCAUGUUAGAUAAAUAUCUUGGAAUUCUGAAGCCGAAAUGCAAGCCUUACAUCGCCUUAUGCUUUACUAGUUUAUAAUCUUUUUAUAUAAAGAAAUUGAGAGUUCUAAAGCUGGGUUUUGAGCACUCUGUGGUUUUGCUUUUAACCCUUAUGGUAGCAUGCCUUUGCCACUUGAUGUGUUUAUCUAAUUCACUCCCUAACUUUAUUUGAGUGUAUGAAACUUGCUUCUCUAUUCUCCUCUGAAGUGCUGCAGUAGCAUCUAGCAGGUUCCUGACUUUAGCUAAUCAGAUCAAAGGCUGCUAGACAGCAGGGAAGGUCAAAACCAGAUGAGAGAUAAACCUUUGUCUUAAGCAACUUUUAAAUGACAAUAGCCCAUCUCCCUGUCCUACUGGCUUUUCUCCUUAAGAAUAAGCCCAAAUGAUUGUACAUUAUUGGUCUGUAAAUCUGAAUUUGCCAUUGUUUACAGCAGAUAUAAAUUCAGAAAAUAGACUUAAUGAGAAGCAGGACUAGACCCUCCCCCAAGACAGGCUGGAGGUGGAUGGAAAGAGUUGAUUAGGAUUAUCAGGAGUCUGACUUGUGGUUUUGUUAACUUCCUAAUAUCCAUGUUUCUCAGGAGCUCUGAGAUUUUUCUUUUUUGUUUUCAGAAUUAUGCCAUUUGGCAUUAUUUCUCAAGGCAAUUGCCCAGCCUAAUGUGAGGCAUCAUUUUGAGGGUGAAGUUUUGUGCCUUAUUGGCUCUCAGCAGUGGGAUUAAAGUCUGUUUGCUUGUAUACAUAUCAAUAAAAUCUCACUGGCUGAAGAAAUGUUCCCUCCAGCCCAAGAUGAUCCUGUUUUGUUCAGCCUUAAUGCUCUCCAUACUCUAGAGAAGCAAGUUCCAAUACACUAGUAUCUGUUUAUUAAUCCUGGGGGGCUGCAUUCCAUGCAAUGUUAGAAAGCAGAUACAGUAGGAAACAUACUGUGUAGUUCCUUUUAUCAAGUUUAUUAUUUGUGGCUAAAUUUGUUAGUUGGGGAACAGUAAGAAAGAAGGAAGAUGCAGGGAUGGGAAAUCUUUCUUCUCCUUAAACUGGAUAUUGGGUAUUUGUCAAUAAAUUAUUCCUUUUCAAGAUAAAAAAA